GACCCGCAGGCCGCCCCGCCGGCUCCCGGGAGGUUGAUAAAGCGGCGGCGGCGUUUGACGUCAGUGGGGAGUUAAUUUUAAAUCGGUACAAGAUGGCGGAGGGGGACGAGGCAGCGCGAAGGCAGCAGCCGCACCAGGGGCUGAGGCGCCGGCGGCGGACGAGCGACCCGAGCGUCGGCGUGAACCACGUCUCGUCCACCACCUCCCUAGGACUCUCAGAGUUGGAUUGGUGGAAACAAUGAGCCACUGACCGGCUUCACGUGGCGAGGUGGCUGUGAAAGAGAAACCACAGGCAUACAAGUCUGGAAUGAAGUCUUUGUGAUCGACAGACCUAAUGGAACGAAAGUGGCUGUGCUGCUAAUGGAUACCCAGGGUGCCUUUGAUAGCCAGUCAACCAUUAAAGACUGUGCGACAGUGUUUGCUCUGAGCACGAUGACUAGCUCUGUCCAGGUAUAUAAUUUAUCCCAGAAUAUUCAAGAAGAUGAUCUUCAACACUUACAAUUAUUUACAGAGUAUGGAAGACUUGCAAUGGAAGAGAUCUACCAGAAGCCAUUUCAGACGUUAAUGUUUCUGAUUCGAGAUUGGAGUUAUCCUUAUGAACACUCGUAUGGUUUGGAAGGUGGAAAACAAUUCCUUGAAAAAAGAUUGCAGGUAAAACAGAACCAGCAUGAAGAACUCCAGAAUGUCAGGAAGCACAUUCACAACUGUUUCUCCAAUCUGGGCUGCUUCCUUCUACCGCAUCCUGGUCUGAAAGUUGCAACGAAUCCUAGCUUUGAUGGACGGCUGAAAGAUAUCGAUGAAGACUUUAAACGGGAGCUUCGGAAUCUGGUCCCAUUGCUGCUUGCUCCUGAAAAUCUGGUUGAGAAAGAGAUAAGUGGCUCCAAAGUCACUUGUAGAGAUCUUGUAGAGUAUUUUAAGGCAUACAUUAAAAUAUAUCAAGGAGAGGAACUACCACAUCCAAAGUCUAUGCUUCAGGCAACAGCUGAGGCUAAUAACCUUGCUGCAGUAGCAGGAGCAAGAGACAUCUAUUGUAAAAGUAUGGAGCAGGUAUGUGGUGGUGAUAAGCCUUACAUCGCACCUUCGGAUCUGGAGCGAAAACACCUGGAUCUCAAGGAGGCGGCGCUGAAACAGUUCCGUUCUGUGAAGAAGAUGGGUGGAGAUGAGUUCUGCCGUCGCUACCAGGACCAGCUGGAAGCUGAGAUCGAAGACACCUAUGCAAAUUUUAUAAAGCACAAUGAUGGCAAAAAUAUCUUCUAUGCUGCUCGCACCCCCGCCACACUGUUUGCGGUCAUGUUUGCUAUGUACAUAAUCUCAGGACUGACCGGCUUCAUCGGCCUAAACUCGAUAGCCGUCCUAUGUAACCUCGUCAUGGGGCUGGCACUGACGUCCCUGUGCACGUGGGCGUAUGUUAAGUACUCUGGGGAGUUCAGAGAAAUCGGCACAAUGAUUGAUCAGAUUGCUGAAACACUCUGGGAACAGAGGAGUCCCAGGAAGGUGUUUUCCAAACUGUUUGAAGUUACUAGACGUCGAAUGGUCCACCGUGCUCUUUCUUCAGCACAGCGACAGAGACUGUCAUCCAACAAUAACAAGAAGAAAACUUAGACAGUAUUUUUAACUUUCUCUCUCUCUGAAGUGUUCACACUUAUACAUGUAGGACAAUAAGCAGGACCGUCUGGGCCGGUCUGCAUAAAUGCUGUAUACAUACCAGAUUUGAUGCUGCAUAGAGGGUAUGGAUUGCACAUCCGUCUCAUAGGAUUUGUAAAGGGUUUGAGUAAGAGGAAAGUAGUCAUUUUGUUGCAUUAUCAAAUAUCUAACUGCAUUGUUUGUAGCAUCAUAACUUUUUUUUUUUUUUUUUUUUUUUUUUUUUUUUUUUGGGAGAAGCAUCCUUUUAUUUCUCACAUUCCUGGUUAUUUUUGUCAUUGAUUUGAAUUGACUUUUUUAUAUCUGUUUUUAUAUGUACUCUUUUUUUACCUCAUGUUUUUGUUUGUUUUGCACAUUUCUCAUACCACAGGUAUUGAAGCCCCUGGGUGAUAAUUUGAUGGAGGAAAACAUAAGGCAGUCUGUAACAAACUCUAUCAAAGCAGGCCUGACUGACCAGGUGUCUCAUCAUGCCCGAUUAAAGACAGACUGACAGUUCAUCUCCUCAUGGACUCCACUCUCCCUUUUUUCAUGCUUGCUGUACAAUGAGAACUCAAAUACAAAUAAACCAAAGUUUACAAUCAACUGUAGAAGUAGGUUAGUAUGACUGGCUUCACAGAUGGCUGCCACAGAGUGUGAACAUGGUUGGUUGGUUUCCAGCCUUCUUCUGAUGUCUCCUUAGACCUGGAGAUGGCUGAGGAGCAUUAGUUUAUCAUGCACAUUUGUGCCAUGUUUAAUUCUUUUCUUUCUUUUUACGGAAUCUAAUGUUAGUGAAAUUUGUCUUAUGUAAAAGGAUAUUUCAGGGAAAUAUUUUAAGAAAUCUAUUUAGAGUCUCUUUAAUAUAGUGUCCCAUUGAAAUUUUAAUUUUUAGAGAAUUUAUGAAUCACUGUAUCAAGAAUCAGAUCAGAAUGACAAUGAAGCCUUUAUUGAGCCACUACAUUAAAAGUGUAUAUUGCUUUACUGCCUUCAAUGCCAGUAUUACAUAAAUGCAUGUAUCAGAAAUGUCACAGAAAUCACAUGACAACUCUUAUAGCUGAGAAGGUAAUUCUGAGGUGUACAUUUGUCUUGCCUUUUAAAAAGUUUGUAAACCUGCCCUGAAGGGAGAUGCAUAUCUGGGAAACUUAACUGUCUUUUUGCAGUUUAGCCUUCAUGUACAUAAAAUAUGCCGUUAAUUUUAUUGGGGGAGAAAUGCCAUCCAAAAAUGUUGCCUACAGCUAUGAGUUAAAAGAGUGUCUGUACAGUGUGUAGCUUUUAUUUUCUAAAAUUCACAGGUAGGGCAUGUAUAUGAAUUAUAAAUAUAUAAAUACAAUUUUGUAUUAAAAGUUUUGUAGUUUAUGGCAAAAUCUGGUUCUGUGGUAGGCUAGUAAGUACAGUCCCUGUGAAAGGGAUGUCUGUGGCUCAUGUCAGUGUGUGAAUGCAUAGACAAUUGGAAGUUUUGAUAUAUUUGUGAUAUUUAUCUUCCUUGAGCACUGCAAUCUCACCCCAAGGGAAUUCAAUGGGAAUGUUUUAUUGUGACUUGUCCUCUGUUGCAUUUUAAAGUUAUUUCCUGUAAUUUAUUUUCAGUACAUAAUUAAAAAUUUGUUGUAUAUAUAAAAUGAAACUUGUGAUUCUUUCUAUGGAAUUCCUCACCAUAUAACUUGUGUGUGUUCAUGCUGAAAAGAAUGUGGGUUAGGGUACACCCAAGUUAGAGCUCAAGGUGUUGACCUCAAAGCUAAGCUUGUAAGAGUCCUCCCCACCCCCCACCCCCCCACCCCCCCGUCUGUUUAUAUAAGAAUAUUUGUUGUAAGAGCCUGCCUGGGGAUUUAUUAAUUUUUCUUUUUCUCGCCCAUCUUUCUGUCCGUCCCCAUCUUGUGUGUGUGUGUGUGUGUGUGUGUGUGUGUGUGUGUGUGUGAGAGAGAGAGAGAGAGAGAGAGAGAGAGAGAGAGAGAGGUGUAAAGCUACCUUUUUUCAAGAUUUUUAUAUCCUCCGUACAAAGACCUAUUAAAGCACCCAUUUGAUUUUUAAGUAAGGAGAAUUUAAAUGUUGAGUUGCAUGCAUGAAAGUUUUGCUAACUUUACUUUGGUUGGUGUAUCUUGCCCUGACUCCCAUUCCAGUCCUGGUUUUAUGUGGAUGUUUGUUUCCAUCAGUAGUAACUGCUGCCCACUCAUCCCAUCCAUUCUUACACAAAAGAACCAUCUAACAAGGCUCUCUCUCUUCUCUGGCCACUUUGUUUUAUGAAUGCUGUAAAUUGUUUUUAUGAAUGAAAAAAUAAAAGUUUGUUGUAUGCUAGCAGUUGUUCUGAAAUUAAAAGCUUCCAUUUUUUAUUCUUUUAAAGUGAAGUCUAGACCAUUGGACUCCAUAGUAUUUCUUGCUAAAACCAGUGUUUUCCCUCAAGAAUUCUCUUCAGGACUCCAAGCAAGCACUUGAGUUUCACCUGGAAGGCUCUGGACAUUGUUAAGCAAGAAGCAGUGAAAACACAAAAGAUGGAUUAAGACAAAACAUUGAAAUAACAACUUCAGUAUUGGUGCAUUUUCUGUGGUACAUUUUUUCCGAGUGUUACAAAAUAGGCUUUUUUUUUUUUUUAAUUUAAUUUAAAAGAUGGUUUUUCUCAGUGACCUGAUUUAUCUUUUUAAGACACACAUCUUUUGUGAAAGGAACAACCAUUUGGGACUCUGCUGUUGAGUAUGUCUUAUUUUUCAUGAAUAUAGAUUGCUAGUCAUUCUUGUUUCUAUAAAACAUUUGUAAAAUUAAAUAGUGCUAUUUCA
Molecule: messenger RNA, 4382 nt
Organism: Peromyscus leucopus (white-footed mouse)
Lineage: Eukaryota; Metazoa; Chordata; Mammalia; Rodentia; Cricetidae
Gene: Atl2
Product: atlastin GTPase 2
Exons: 13
Coding region: 361-1602 (413 amino acids)
Biological process (GO): endoplasmic reticulum organization; protein homooligomerization
Molecular function (GO): GTPase activity; GTP binding
Source: RefSeq, a predicted model, not a curated record